Penicillium odoratum is the source of this 576-nucleotide messenger RNA. RefSeq names its product GAF domain-containing protein. Lineage: Eukaryota; Fungi; Ascomycota; Eurotiomycetes; Eurotiales; Aspergillaceae. The record is from RefSeq and is a predicted model, not a curated record. The transcript has a single exon. Gene Ontology annotation, molecular function: protein binding. Bases 1 to 576 code for a protein of 191 amino acids.
AUGUCAACAACUUCUCAACCAGACAGUGUUGCCAAUGCACGCUUAGGUCGACUGGCUCAACUUGGCAUUGAAUUACAUGCAAACAGCCCGGAGACAGCCAUUUGGCUCGCACUGGAACAGAUAUUAGCCGACUUCUUUGGACAUUCUCUAUUCACUGUCCUUGCAUUUUCUGAACAAGGCGUUACAAGACUUCACAGCACCAAUACAGAGCUGCACCCGAUGGGAACAAGAAACAAGUCCCCCGCUGCGGAUCAUGACAGAGAAAACGUUGGAACUCCACCUCCACCACCCUGCCGCGCAGCGUGGGUCCAGCAGGUUUUGGUGGAUGGCAAUAUUUGGCGUGGCUCCACGCGCGAGGAUCUAAAGGCAGCAUUUGAAGACUGGGAGCAACUUUGGCAGGCGGGCUUGGGAUCAGUGAUGAACAUUCCUGUCCGACUGAAUGGUGUCACGAUAGGAUCACUCAACCUUCUUGACAAGGAGCAUCAGUACGAUGCAGCCGAUCUCAAGCUGGGCAUCCUGAUAGCACAAAUCGUGGCACUUUUUGUUCAUCGAGUGGCUGAAGAGACAGAAAAGUGA